Messenger RNA from Panicum virgatum (switchgrass), 899 nucleotides. RefSeq lists its product as uncharacterized. The record is from RefSeq and is a predicted model, not a curated record. NCBI's taxonomy places the organism in Eukaryota, Viridiplantae, Streptophyta, Magnoliopsida, Poales, Poaceae. The coding region runs from base 1 to 606 and encodes 201 amino acids. Gene Ontology annotation, cellular component: chloroplast thylakoid lumen. The transcript is spliced from 5 exons.
AUGGCUUCCUCUGUCCUGCCUUCUAGAACCUUCCACCCAGGGGCGAAGCUACGUUCUCUUUGCCUGCUUCGCCUCUGCUUCCACCGCCACCCGUUCCCCUCGUCUGCUCCUUAUCCUUUGAGGGAGACUUGCGUCCCGUGCUGCCUCCCCGGCGCCGUCUCCCGGUGGCGGGCUGCCGUGCAGCUCCUCUCCACCGGUUUCUUGACCGCCGUCUUGCCGCCGCCGCUUUCGCUCGCCGCGAGGAGGGGACGCAUUGUAGUGCCACCGGAGGACUAUGCCACUGCACUUGAUGGACUGAAGUACUAUGAUCUUGUUCAAGGGAAGGGUCCAACUGCUGAAAAAGGCUCAACUGUGCAGGUUCAUUUCGACUGCAUAUACCGUGGGAUCACCGCAGUUUCAAGCCGCGAGUCCGAGCUCCUGGCAGGGAACCGAAGUAUCGCGCACGUGAUGCGGAGAGUACCUGCCGACGGCGCCGGAUCCCGCGACCAAGUCCUCGUUCAGCCUGCCUUUCCUCAACACGCCCUCCAUCUCCAGUUGCUCGCAUCCGCCCGAACGCCCGAGCUCAAAUGCUGCCAUUCGCUGCUGAUUCGAGCCCAUCCGCGCUGAUUCAUCGUCCUCCAAACGAGGUCCUCCCCCGCUGAAGCUACCCCCAACGCCGGCUCGAUCUUGGAUAAAUCGCUGCCCACCGGCGUAAGGUACCCUUUUAUCCUCGCCAUGAUUGAUUUCUGUUGUUUUGGUCGAUUUCACUCUGAGAUGCCGAUUAUUUGUGGAGGAUGUAGUUCAAGUUAGGAUGAAUGAAGAUGUUGAGUUUUUGAAUUUUUAUAAUAAACAUGAUGUAAUAAUCUUUGAACUUUAUUGUAAAACAUAAUAUCAAUGCACAAUCUAGAGAUUUCUUAUGC